Austrofundulus limnaeus is the source of this 11888-nucleotide messenger RNA. It is a transcript of the gene utrn, whose product is annotated as utrophin. NCBI's taxonomy places the organism in Eukaryota, Metazoa, Chordata, Actinopteri, Cyprinodontiformes, Rivulidae. Gene Ontology annotation, molecular function: protein binding; zinc ion binding. The record is from RefSeq and is a predicted model, not a curated record. Gene Ontology annotation, cellular component: plasma membrane. Gene Ontology annotation, biological process: synaptic signaling.
CAACUCUGCCAGUCCAAGCGCGCAGGCAGCAACAGGGAGAGAAAAAGAGUCAAGAAAGCACCAGGAACAAAGUUGUGGGACCUGCACCGCGGUGUUCACCCGUCAAAUGUAAUUACCAUCUUUCCGCUUUCGGAAUACAACCACCGGGAGGAGGAGGAGCACAUCGUGGACGCUUCUUUAAGUUUUAACAUUAGUUAAAGACUUGUGCCUCACACUUCGUGAAAAAAUGGCUUAAACUUGUUAAUUUAAACACUUAAAUCAAACCUUUAGAAGCAACACGUCUCCUGACCCCGGCUGGUUGACAGCAGAGGCGCAGAACCAGAGCUGUUGCACUGUGCUUCAAGACGCCUGGAAGUACAUCACCUAAUUUCAUCCAUUCUAGCGUUGGAUUAAUCAUCUGCGAUGGCACUACAAGGCGAUAUUGCAGAGGGAGGAGCCAAAGAAGAGUUUAAUGAGAUCAUCAAGUGGAGAUCUGAUGAGCAUGACGCAGUACAGAAGAAAACCUUCACCAAAUGGAUAAAUUCACAGUUCUCCAAGACAGGGAAAACGGCCAUCAAAGAUCUGUUUUCUGACCUGAGGGAUGGGAAGAAGCUGCUGGAGCUGCUGGAGAGUCUCACUAAUAAUGUCCUGACCAAAGAGCGAGGCUCCACCAGAGUUCACUCCCUGAACAACGUCAAUAAAGUCCUGCAGGUCCUGCAUCAAAACAACGUGGAUCUAGUAAACAUAGGAGGAACAGAUAUUGUAGAUGGGAACCACAAACUGACACUGGGCCUUAUUUGGAGUAUCAUCCUUCACUGGCAGGUGAAAGACAUCAUGAAGGACGUCAUGUCCAACCUGCAGCAGACCAACAGUGAGAAGAUCUUACUAAGCUGGGUCCGACAGUGCACACGCUCAUACCCUCAGGUCAACGUGUUGAAUUUUACCACAAGCUGGAAUGACGGACUGGCGCUCAAUGGCAUCCUCCACCACUUCAGGCCAGAUACGUGCGACUGGGAUCAGGUGCUCAGAAUGAGCCCMGUGGAGAGACUCGAACACGCCUUCGCUUCGGCCAAAACCCAGCUCGGCAUUGAGAGGCUCCUGGAUCCCGAAGACGUGGCGGUGCAGCUACCAGAUAAGAAGUCCAUCAUCAUGUAUGUGACCUCGCUGUUCGCCGUGCUGCCGAAAGACGUGAGCAUGGAGGCCAUCAGAGAGGUGGAGACCCUGCCUCGCAAGCACAAAGCGGAGGCCGAAAGCUCGGGUCCAGGUCGCAGCGUGCAGAAUGUGCAGCGUGAGGAGGUAAGCAGCAGCUCAAGACCCGAGACCCCCAGCACCCUGACGGAAACYGAAGGGGAGAUGGAGGAAGGCGUGCUGGACGUGGAUCUGGACAGCUAUCAAACCACACUGGAGGAAGUCUUGACUUGGCUGCUGUCAGCUGAGGACGCACUACAAAUGCAGGACGAGGUGUCGGACGAUGUGGAAGACGUUAAAGAGCAGUUCCACACUCAUGAAGCCUUCAUGAUGGAGCUGACGGCUCAUCAGAGCAGUGUGGGGAAUGUGCUGCAGGCAGGCAACCACCUGAUUGCCCAGGGGAACCUCACAAAAGAGGAAGAGGAUGAAAUUCGGGAGCAGAUGACACUCCUCAACUCCCGCUGGGAAUCCCUCAGAGUGGCCAGCAUGGACCGCCAGGCCAGGCUCCAUGAAGUUCUCAUGGACCUUCAGCAGCAGCAGCUACAGCAGCUUUCUGAUUGGCUGACACUGACGGAGGAGCGGAUCAAAAGGAUCGAAACAGAACCAGCAGCUAAAGACAUGGACGCCUACCAGGAACAGCUAGAACAGCACAAAGAACUCCAAAAUGACUUGGAGGCGGAGCAGGUGAAGGUGAACUCUCUGACUCACAUGGUGGUGGUGGUGGAUGAGAACGGUGGUGAGAGCACCACUGCUGCCCUGGAGGAACAACUACAGUCUCUGGGCGAACGCUGGGCAGCCGUGUGUCGCUGGACAGAAGAACGGUGGCAAAAGCUGCAGGAGGUUUUUCUGGUUUGGCAGCAGCUUUUAUCAGACCAGAGUUUGUUUAAAACAUGGCUGGCUGAAAAAGAGGAGGCCUUAAAUGAAGUUCAGACGAGCAACUUCAAGAACUCCAGUGAAUUUGAUUCAAACGUUCGAAGAUUAGCUAUUUUAAAGGAGGACAUGGAGAAGACGAGAGGGACUCUGGACAAACUGUCGGAUGCGGGACAGGACGUGAUGCAGCUGCUGCAAAGUUCGGAGGCGGGAGCUAAGAUCGAGGCCGACACAGAGGAGCUAACUCACAGGUGGAACAAUCUGGUUCAGAAGUUGGAGGACUGCUUAACUCAGGCUGCAACGAAUGCUGGGAUGGCUCAAGUAGACCGUACAGAUUCCUCGGUUGCUUCCAUCGUUGAACACGAGCUGGUCGAACCUGCUCCCUGUAAGAGACGAAUGGUGGAGGUGGAUGUCGAAACCAGAAGACUGUUUGAAAACAAGGUUUCUGACUUAUUCAGCUGGAUGAAAACAUGGAAGACAUCCGCUCAGACUCUGGCCUCCACACCCCCUGAAACUACACCUGACGCACCCGACCUGCAGGAGAAGCUGAAGAAUCUGGAGUUGGAACUUAAAGCAAAGGAAAGCCCAGUUAGCCAGGUGGUUCAGGAGGGGCGGAGCCUGAUGGACCAGCUUGAGCGAGAGGCAGUGAGCGUGGACUCCGUCAGGACUAAUAUAGACCUGAUUCAGACUGAGUGGGACGUCUGCACCCGGGAGCUUCAGGCCGCCCGCGAUCGGGUCCACAUCGAGACCCGGGUCAGAGCGGCUUCUGCGGAGCUCGCGGCUCUGAACCAGGCCUUGGAGAAGCAGGACCGGUGGCUGGACGCAGCGUCGUCUGUUGAAAAGUCCAGCGAUGCUGAGCUCAGAAAAGCGAGUGAAGGUUAUCAGUCGCAGCUCGCUCAGGUCGCGGCCCUGACUCCCCGACUCGAGCGGCUGUCCGCGGAGGCGGGGACCCUGGGAGCGGUGCCCUCCCUGAAAGACAACCUGGUGGUGGUUUCUGCACAUCACGCCUCCACGCUGCAGCAGCUGCAGAGUGGGGAGCGAGAAAUCAAAGAAGCUUUAUCUCGUCUCGAAGCCACCCGGGCGGCUCAGAACGUGGUGGAGGGACUGGAGGCCAGGCUGGCUGCUCUUAAAGAAGGCGUGGUGGACAUUCACACAACAGAGUGCGCAGUGGAGCGGGCACAGGGCCUGUGUCUGGACAUCGAGCAAACACAACAAGCCUCCGAUCCCGCCCAACUACAGAAAUGGAGUGAGCUCUCAUCCAGGGCCCGCGACGAGCACGGCACCCUGCAGUGCAUUCUGGGCAGCAUGAAGGACAAUCAGGUACGUUUGGAAAAAGUGGAAUCUUGGUUGGAUGAGGUCCAGGAGCUGUUGUCUCGGGACGCCACGGGUUUGGGAGACGCGCAGAAUCUGCAAGACGAGCUUAAUCAUUGCAAGGAGUAUGUGAAUAAGAUGGAGUUGGUGGAACGUUCAUUGAAGCAGAUGGAGGAAAACGUUUAUGCUGUGCAGGGGACUGCAGUCCCAGGACUGGCCAAGUGGGGGAAGGAUAAGUUAGAAGAACUUGAAGGAAGAUGGGAUAAACUCAGCAAACAGCUGCUGAGCUAUCAGGAGUCGGUGACAGAGAGUCAGGAGAAGCAGGAGAAUCUGAAGAAAGACCUGGCGGAGAUGCAGGAGUGGAUCGCCCAAGUUGACGAGGAGUUUCUCAUGAGAGACUUUGAGUACAAAAGUCCCGAGGAUUUGGAGGCGUCACUGGAGGAGAUGAAGCGAGCAAAAGAGGACGUGUUUCAGAAGGAGGUGAAGGUAAAGAUCCUGAAGGACAGCAUCAACCUGCUGGUGUCCCAGAAGCUGCACUCUGGUGGAGGCUUUGGGCAGGAGCUGACCUCGGAGCUGGACGACGUGCUAGCCAACUAUCACAAGCUUUGUGACCGCCUGAAGAGCAAAUGCCACACCCUGGAGGAGGUCUGGUCCUGUUGGAUGGAGCUGCUUCAGUACCUGGACUUGGAGCAGAGCUGGCUCAACACUGUGGAGGAGAAACUGCAAACCACUGAAAACCUGCCAGAGAACCCCGAGGUGGUUAAUGAGGCUCUGGAGUCUUUGGAGAGCGUGCUCCGCCACCCCGGGGACAACCGGACGCAAAUCCGAGAGCUGGGUCAGACUCUGAUAGACGGGGGCAUUCUUGACGAACUCAUUAGUGAAAAACUCGAGGCCUUCAACUCCCGCUACGAGCAGCUCAACCUUCAGGCAGCGAACCGACAGAUCAGCCUCGAGCAGCAGCUGCAGACGCUGAAGGAGAACGAGCAGGCGCUCCAAACGCUGCACGAGUCCCUGAGCCAGCUGGACCACACGCUCACCUCCUACCUCACGGAUCGCAUCGACGCCUUUCAGCUCCCCCUGGAGGCGCAGACUAUCGGUACAGAGAUUGCAGCCCACGAGGUGACAAUGGAGGAGAUGAAGAAAAGAAAUGUUACUUUACCGUCUUCCACCACUGAAGGAAAAGCAGCCCGUGGUGGGACCACGCUCGACCAGCUGCAGAGGAAACUGAGGGAGAUCUCAACAAAGUACCAGCUGUUCCAGAAGCCUGCGAACUUUGAGCAGCGCAUGCUGGACUGUAAGAAGGUCCUGGAGGGAGCCAAAGCUGAGCUGCACGUUCUGAAUGUAAAAGAUAUGGAGCCAGAGAAGAUCAAGUCCCAUCUCGCUGCUUGUAUGAAGUUGUAUAAGUUGCUGAGUGAGGUGAAGCUCGAGGUGGAAACAGUGAUCAAAACAGGACGUCAGAUUGUGCAGAAACAACAGACUGAUAACCCUAAAGCUAUGGAUGAACAGCUUACAGCCCUCAAACUGCUCUACAACGAUCUGGGGGCACAGGUCACGGAGGGCAAACAGGACCUGGAGAAAGCGCUGUCGUUGUCUCAGAAGUUCCAGAAGGAGAGCGCCGCCCUGCAGGACUGGCUGACCACGAGCGAGGCUCAGCUGCAGCAGAAAAACAGCAGUGGAGAAAUGACAGCMGACGUUGAUGCUGAGGUUGCGUGGGCCAAUGGCCUGCUGAAGGAGACGGAGCGACGGGAGGCGGAGCUGUCCAACCUGAUGGAGAUCAGCGCAGGUCUGCAGACGCUGGUGGAGGGCAGCGAGGCGCAGCUGGAGGGCAAACUCUGUGCCCUGAACGAAGCCUGGGGCCGCGUGCGCACCUGGACCGAAGACUGGCUCAGCACUGUUCUGACUCACCAGAACGAGGUGGAAAUUUUAGAUGAGAACCUGGCUCACAUCAGCACCUGGCUCUACCAGACUCAGAUCCACCUGGACGAGGCUGAGCGCCAGCCUCCAGCUGAACGAGAAAAGGUCUUAAAGAUGAUGACCAGUCUGGAGUUGGGAGACGUUGAGAUGAGUCAGCAGUCACCUCAGCUGGUCAGCCACAGUCAGGAGACCCGAGCACAAAGUCAAACUCACCCUGUUAAAGCUGCGUUCCCAGUAGAGAUAAAGGACCUUCAGGCAGAGCUGCAGAGCACUCUGAGAACUCUGCAGCAGCAGCAACCGGUGAACAUCCUGGACGAUGACAAGAUGGACGAGGAGAAAGCCGGCGUGGAGGAGCUGCUGCGACGGGGAGAAGAACUGCUGCAGCAGACUCCGGAUGAGGGUCAGAGUGAGGAGCUGAGAGCGAUGCUGCUCCGGCUGCAGAGCCAGUACUCGGCCCGCAGGGACCGGCUAAAAGUCAGGCAGGCUGCAGUCUCUGAGGAGUCUUCUCUCAGAUUCAGGGAGCAAACUGAGUUUUCAGUCCAGGAGAUGUCUGCACCCGGGCGGAGCGGCGCUCUGUCAGUGUCUCCCUCYGACUACCUGCUGGAUAUCAACAAAGUUCUGCUCUCCAUGGCCGACAACGAGCUGCUGCUGAACUCCUCGGAGCUCAGCGGGGGCCUUUAUGAAGACUUUUCCAGCCAGGAGGACACACUGAGGAGUAUCAAAGAGAGUCUGGAGCAUUUGGGCGAGCAGAUCACAGGGAUCCAUGAACGYCAGCCUGAAGCCAUCAGAGACGCUUCCCCUGCAGAGGUGGCCCAAAUGGGGGACGCCCUCACGCAGCUCAACGCAGAGUGGGACCGCCUGAAUCGCAUGUACAAUCAACGCAAAGGGAGUUGGAAGAAGGCCUCGCCAGUCAUCAGCCUGUUCUUGCUGGGCUGACUCGCACUGGAGAGCAGAUAAUUGGAAAGCUUUCAUCGCCUGACGGGUCCCUGCUUGAGGAGAAGUUAGAUACUCUGAGUCAGCGUUGGAGAGCUGUAAACCGCCAAGUCUUGGACCGGCAACGCAGGUUGGCUGGAGAGGAUCCUGCCCUGUUUGACCUGGUGAGGAGACGUGAGGAGCUGGCUGUGUGGCUGRAGCAGGCAGAAAACGCUGUCGGCUCGCUGCCCGUCUUUACCACAGAAAACAACCUCAGCGAGCUGACGGCCAUUGCUAACGAAAUGGAUGCGCAGAACGAACGGCUCGGUUGGCUGAACAAACACGCUCCGCAGAUCUUGGCCAGUCCUAGUGUGAGCCCCCAGAGCCGAGACCAGCAUGUGGGGAAACUGAGAACCAUCAACCUUAAAUGGAGCAAGGUAACUCAUGAGUUGCUGGACAAAGUUGGGGAGGUGGAGACCAACCUGCAAAGUCACGCUCUGUUCCAGGACAGGAUGAACAAGAUGACAGAUUGGGUCGUCGGCACAAACCAGACAAUCACGACUCGAGGCCUGAAUCCUGGCCAGGCACUGGAACUGGAGGCCUCUAUGAAAGACAGAAAGAAGGACCUGGAGGAUCUGUUGGCUCAUUCGAUUGAGCUGCAGAAACGACAGCAGCUGUUGCCUCAGGAAAAGGGGAAGGUGGAGCAGCUGGCUGCUGAUUGGAAAAUCCUGGACGGCCAACUGAGGGAAUCUCUUCAGGCUCCUGUCUCUCCGUGGACACAUCACCAACACGUUGUCCAACACCAGCAGCUCGUGUCAGCGGUGCCCUCCGCCGUUCAGAUGGUCAGCUUGGCGAGCGAAACCCCCCAUCACCGAACCCCRCACUCAGCCGACUCGGUGGCACCCACCGACCUGAACAAAACGGCCACCGAACUGAACGACUGGCUUCUCCUGAUCACGCAGAUGCUCAAGUCGAAUAUCGUCACUGUGGGGGACACGAAGGAGAUCAGGACCACUGUGGGACGUCUUCAGGUGACAAAGACCGACCUGGAGCAGCGUCAUCCUCAGCUCGAGGACAUUUUCACCUUGGCGCAGAACAUCAAAAACAAAACCUCUAAUCUUGACGUCCGCACAUCCAUCACUGAGAAACUGGAGAGAGUACGCAGCCAGUGGGACAGCACGCAGCACGGUGUUGAGGCUCGCCUUCAGCAGCUGGAUAACAUGAUUGUCCACAGCGACCAGUGGGAGGACAAGAGGAAGGAGGUGAAGGCCCUUAUUGCAAAUAACGAAGGACGUCUCCACAACCUUCUSCAGCGUCCCAGCGAUCCCCUGACAAAGCAGCUUGAAGACUGCAAGGAGGUCUUCCAAACUCUGGGUCGAGACCAGGUCGCAGUUACAGCCUUCAACGAGCUGUCCAAUCACCUUUUACGAGAAUACUCCUCAGACGACACCAGGAGGGUCAAAGAGGUCACAGAGAAACACAACGCUGCCUGGAACAGCAUCAGCAGCAGGGUGAGCGACCGGCGCGUCCAGCUGGAUGGUGAGCUGAAGGGAGUCCAGGUGUCUCUCAGGGAGCUGGAGUCUUUCCUCAGGUGGCUSCAGGAGGCCGAGACGACAGUCACUGUCCUGUCCGACGCCUCGCAAAAGGAGAGUCUGUCUCAGGACUCGGCCCACGUGAAGGAGCUGAGGCGACAACUGGAGGAUAUUCAGGCUGAGAUCGAUGCACACAAUGACAUCUACAAGAACGUGGAAGGGAACAAGUCGAAAAUGGUCAAAGCUCUGGGCAAUUCUGAGGAAGCUGUGCUCCUGCAGCACAGACUGGAUGACAUGAACCAACGCUGGAGCGACCUGAAAGCCAAAUCAGCCAACAUUCGAGCCCAUUUGGAGGCGAGUGCCGAGCGCUGGUCGCGCCUCCUGGGCCUCCUGGAGGAGCUGUGGCGGUGGAUCUGCAUGAAGGACGAGGAGCUGGCCAAGCAGAUGCCCAUCGGGGGAGACGUGCCCACUUUGCUGCAGCAGCAGAGCCACUGCACGGUACUGAACUCAGAACUGAAGGAGCGGGAGCAUUUGGUGAUCAGCACCUUGGACCAGGCCAGGACGUUCCUCGCUGACCAACCCAUUGAGGGUCCUGGAGAACCACGGAAGAACCUGCAGCCAAAGACUGGAGAUCUCAGCCCGGAGGAGAAGGCCCGAGCGUUGGCCCGAGCCAUCCGCAGACAGACGGGCGAGGUGAAGGAGCGGUGGGAGCGUCUGAGGGGCCACGUGGGCGGCUGGCAGAGUCAGGUGGAGCGAGCCUUGGAGCGCCUCCAGGACGUGCAGAGCUCAAUGGACCAGCUCGACCUGCAGCUGACUCGGGCGGAGGAAGUCACGGCUUCCUGGCAGCCGGUCGGUGAUCUGCUGAUCGACUCCCUCCAGGACCACAUCGAGAAAACAACAGCGUUCAGGGAGGAGAUCACUCCUCUUCGUCAGGAAGUUCGGGUCGUCGACGAGCUAGCUGCUGAGCUGACGCCGCUGGACAUCCAGCUGUCAUCUACUGCCUCCAGACAACUGGACCAACUCAACAUGAGAUGGAAGAACCUGCAGGUAGCAGUUGAGGACCGACUCAAACUUCUUCAGGAGGCGCACAGAGACUUCGGCCCCUCUUCCCAACAUUUCCUCUCCACAUCUGUACAGCUCCCCUGGCAACGUGCAGUUUCUCAGAAUAAGGUUCCCUAUUACAUCAAUCAUGAGACGCAGACGACCUGUUGGGAUCAUCCAAAGAUGACGGAGCUCUACCAGUCAUUAGUGGACCUCAAUAACGUGAGAUUGUCUGCAUAUCGCACGGCCAUGAAGAUUCGCAGACUGCAAAAGGCACUGUGCUUGGACCUGCUGGAUCUGAGUGUUGCCCAGAGCACCUUYGAGCAGCACAAACUCACCAACAACAGCCACCUCCUCUCCGUCCCCGACGUCAUCAACUGCCUGACGUCCAUCUACGAUGGUCUGGAACAGGAGCACAAAGACCUGGUCAACGUCCCGCUCUGCGUCGACAUGUGUCUCAACUGGUUGCUCAACGUUUACGACACCGGCCGCAGCGGGAAGAUCCGCGUCCUGUCCAUGAAGAUCGGCUUGCUCUCGCUCUCCAAGGGCCACUUAGAAGAAAAGUACAAAUAUCUCUUCAGACAGGUGGCAUCAGCAGGUGACACCUGUAACCAGAGGCAGCUCGGUCUGCUGCUCCACGAAGCCAUCCAGAUCCCGAGGCAGCUGGGGGAGGUGGCGUCGUUCGGAGGGUCCAACAUCGAGCCCAGCGUUCGCAGCUGCUUCCAGCACGUGAACAAUAARGUGGAGAUAGAGCCUCGGCAGUUUGUCGACUGGAUGCAUCUGGAACCUCAGUCCAUGGUUUGGCUUCCUGUCCUGCACAGAGUGGCUGCUGCAGAGACGGCGAAACAUCAGGCCAAGUGCAACAUCUGCAAGGAGUGUCCGAUAGUGGGUUUCAGGUAUCGCAGUCUGAAGCAUUUCAACUAUGACGUUUGUCAGAGCUGCUUCUUUUCUCGGCGCACUGCCAAGGGCCACAAAUUCAACUACCCCAUAGUGGAGUACUGCACACCGACGACAUCAGGUGAAGAYGUGAGAGAUUUCACCAAAGUGCUGAAGAACAAAUUCAGGUCGAAGAAGUAUUUCGCCAAACACCAACGACUUGGCUACCUGCCUGUUCAGACUGUUUUAGAGGGUGACAACAUGGAAACCCCCGUCACCCUCAUCAGCAUGUGUCCGGAGGAGUACGAGCUGGCCCAGACACCUCAGACCUCUCAUGAUGACACGCACUCCAGGAUAGAGCAGUACGCCAGCAGGUUGGCUCAGAUGGAACGAUCCAACGGCUCUCUGCCCACCGACAGCAGCUCAGCCACAGGAAGCAUGGAUGACGAGCACGCCCUGAUUAUUCAGUACUGCCAGACGCUGGGAGGGGAGAGCUCGCCGUGCAGCCAGCCCCAGAGUCCUGCUCAGAUCCUKCAGGCCGUGGAGAGGGAGGAGCGGGGCGAGCUGGAGCGGAUCAUUGCUCGUCUCGAGGAGGAGCAGAGGACGCUGCAGAGGGAGUAUGAGCAACUGAAGGAGCAGCAUGGCCAACGAGGAGUCCCUGCUGGAAGCCCGUGGGAGUCGGAGAGCCCCUCCGCUCACCCCAACGAGGCCGAUCUGCUAGCUGAAGCCAAGCUGCUGCGGCAACACAAAGGCCGACUGGAGGCCCGCAUGCACAUCCUGGAGGAACACAACAAGCAGCUGGAGUCUCAGCUCCACCGCCUUCGACAGCUUCUGCACCAGCCGGAGGUGGACUCCAGGCUGAACGGAGCGUCUUCUCCCACGGUACAAGAUCGAGGACCGCUUAAUGAAAGCUCAGAUGAGCUGCUGGACCCUCACAACAGCAGCUCUGACCUGGCAGAUGUAAUGGAGCAGAUUAACAACUCCUUCCCUGCAUGCAGUCCCUCGAGCCUCUCGUCCAGACCACAGGUGAUGUAAGGACCAGUAUCAGCUGACGGGGUGUGUGUGUGUUAGCACACAUAAAUGCACGACCAUUCCCAAACUGAAAGGAAAAAAAAAUCUGCCCCGAAAUCCCAAAGACGCACACGAAUAAACAACCGAACAGAUUUUCCCACCUUGUCUUGUACUAUGCAACUGUAGAGUGUUCCUGAACUCCAUUGAACGUUUGUCUUUAUUUUUUUUUUCCCUUUUACAUUUAAAUGUACAGUUAAAAAUAUUCUUUCAAAUGAAUGAUUUGGGAUUUGGGAUCAACGUUUGACUUCUGCCUUCAAAAGAAAAUCAAACUGUUACAAUUUUUGUCAUUCCACGGCUGUCGAUCAUGUUAUUAUUUUUUUUGUUGUUGUUCCUCGUUAAAUUUCCGAGCGUUUAGAGAGUCCACGCAGUUGGUAGAAAAACAAAGAAAAAAAAGAUAAUUUAGAGAUUGUACAGUCACUUUUGAAAUCUGUCCUGCAGCAUGCUUGAUGUCAAAUUCCCCUUUAAAAGCAUCAAUGUGCCGACAGACUUUCUCUUCUGUAAAAUUUCACCCCUUCUGUGCCUAAAACCUUCAUUCCUACAGUAGACGUCAGCAGAUGAAUUAUAUUGGGGUUGUGUAUAAAGACGAUAUAGAUUUAAAAUGGAAUUUGUCCUAAACCUUGCUUUGUACGAGGCCCAUUAUUCUUAUGUAGAAAAGGUUUGUUUGUUUUAGAGGUAUAUGUUGAGAAAUCAGAGUAAAGCCAUGAUUGCCUUGCUACCUCAGACUCAUAGACACAGUUUUGUUUUAAUGGUUGUGAUCAUUAACAGACAGCCUGGGUUAGUGUUUGAAGCUUACUGUAUUUGUGUACACUGCAAGGAGUUACCAAGUGAAAAAAACUAUAUAUAACUGUACCAGAGGGGGUCUGCUGAAGCUAUUCUCYGAAAGUCACUUCAUUUGUUUUUAUUUUAUUUUAUUUUUGCCACUGGCCUUUCGAGCACUGGUCCCUCACUGCGUCAUGUCGUUGUGCUUUUUAUGCUGUCCUGUAAAACUUGUGAGACUGAACAACACUACUAUAACCUCCUCCAGCUGUAGAGGACUGAAAAUGUUGAUGGUUUUAACGGUUCCACUCGUGGCGACCCUUUAGCCAUGGCAGAACUGUGUCGCUUCUCCUGAGGUAUGUAAAAUAGAUUGACCACACUACAUGUAAUAUGGCUWCGAUGUUUUCUUCGAAAUAAAAAAAAGUUUUUCUAACAAAA